ACGGAGCUAAUCGCUUUAGCUACUUGUGCACAAAUCCUCCAUUUGUACAUGAGUAAUACUCGUAACCAUGUCAACCUGUAAAUUCAAAAGAAAGCCUUAUACAGAACAUAAUGACGUUCUUUAAUUAACUCACUACUUUACGCCCCUCUGGCACUAUGUGAAUUUGUGGUUAAAUAUUAUCAUUUUUUGCGCUUGCUUCCUUUGUUCCAAAUCUUUGGCUUUGUUCAUUUCCACGGUAGCACGGUGAGCACAGUCGUUACUUUUAUUUCUAAACCAACAGCAGGAAGUGCCCUCUCGUGGCAGCUGAGCUUCUUCAGCUGUGAUCACUCGUUAAUGAGAACACACCGGUGCCGGCGGUGGGCGAGAAGGACGCGUCAAUCUGGACCUAGCUCUGGAAACUGGGUUUUGUGCGUCAGAGCACGUUUCUUUCGUUAACACACGUGUAACAUCUAGUGUGCGCGCGUGAAUUGGUUGUUGCGUUAAGAUGCUGAGAGACAUGAUUGUGGAGGAGGAAUUUGAGAUCAAGGAGGAAGAACCGUGGUACGACAAGCAGGACCUGGAACAUGAUUUGCAACUGGCAGCUGAACUGGGGAAGACUCUGCUGGAGAGGAACAGGGAGCUGGAGCAGGGGCUGCAGCAGAUGAUCUCCACCAACCACGAGCAGCUGCAGGAGAUUGAGUACCUGACAAAGCAGGUGGAUCUCCUCAGAGAAGUCAAUGAUCAGCAUGCCAAGGUGUACGAACAGCUGGACGUGUCGGCCAGAGAACUGGAACACAACAACCUCAAACUGGCUCAGGAUAACAGGGCGGCCCAGCAGAAGAUUGAGGGGCUGAUGGAGAUAGUAGAUCUGCUGCAGACGCAGGUGGAGGAGCUGCAACAUCAGGUGGAGGAGCUGAGGCUCAGCCGUCUGCCUCCGAAACCUCAACACAGAGACAGAAGCUCCACCCGCAGCAGUCAGAGCGUGUCUUGCCUGAAAGAGCUGCAGAGCACACAGAGGUGUGACGCUAAUCCUGAUGAACCUUCAGACAACCUGAAGACAGCCAGUGUGUUGUGGCGUGAGCAGGAGCAGGCGUCGCUGCAACAAUCACUCCACUCCCUCCAGAUUCAGUUUGCCGGUGAGCGUGCCCAGAGAGAAGAAGUGGAGCGAGAGGCUGAGCUUCUUGCCAGGGAAAACGCAGCGCUUGAACAGAAGCUAGCAGGGCUUGACGGGUGUCGGGCCCGAAUACUUGAGCUGGAGCGAGAGGCUGAAGAACUUCGUCAGCUUUGGAAAUCUGAGUCCUCUACGAGAUCCUCCACGCCUAAUGCAUUUCACAGCUUUCUGUCAAACUCCAUGCUUCUUCAGCCAGAGGAGGAAGAUGAGGCUGAAGGCGUAGCAGCUGUAGCUAAAAGCCCUGCUGAGCUGAAACGUUGGGGCAGUGAAAGGCUGAUGAAGACCACACAAAUGCCCGGCUUCAGUGACAGGAUCUGUGACCAUGAAUGCUCCUGUAUACGCCGGGCCGAAGUGGUGAAGUACCGUGGCAUCUCGCUGCUCAGUGAAGUGGACGCCCAGUACAGUGCCUUGCAGGUGAAGUACGAUGAGCUGCUGCGGCGCUGCCAACCAGAGCUGCAGGAGGGAGAAGAGGACGGUCAGAGCCAUAAAUCAGUUCAGACUCUGUCCCUCAGCAGUGUGUGUUCUGCCCUUACACACAUGCAGGAAUUUGAGGAAGACUUUCACCAACCAGAGUACAAAGAGCUUUUUAGAGAAAUUUUCUCACGUAUUCAGAAAACCAAAGAGGACCUGAUUGAAAACAGAGGGGGGCCGUCGGCUGCCGGUGUGCUGAACAUGUCUGGUUGCUAAAUUGUCGGCUUCCGGCCGCUACCUUUAGCCCGGAUUGACAAUAAAUGAGGAGUGAUACAGAAACAGGAAUCCAAACACCAGUUUAUUUCUCAGAUGUGGCUCCUUUUGCACUAAAACACCAGUGCCUCACACCGCCACCGUCUCUACUGUGCAGUCACUCUACCUCACUUUGCACACAGCUAUGUGUUUACAACAAGCGCCUGGAGAACCCUUUCCUCUGUUAUCCAUCCUCCUCUGAUAUAUUUGACAUCUGUAACACACUGAAUGUUGCAGUAGUCUGGUAGUGUACUUUAGAUUUAACAAAGGUUUAAUUUAAUAUCCAAUUUCCUGAGAAGAAAAUAGAGCAAGCAAUAACAAUUUGAAGUAUUUGCAACCAGUUUCAAAAUUCCAGCCAAUCAAAAAGUUGUAGUCUUUAAUGAGUCGAUGAGCUCGACUUGUAAUACUAAAAAAAAUUGACAGUGUCACAUCUUUAACCCUAGAAGGACAAAUUGCUUUCAUCAUAUUUAGAAAUUACUUUGACUUGCCCUAUAGUCAUGGGUGUUAAAUUCACGUUCAAGUUCAGGAUAGUUCCUGUAAGAUAUGGAGAAUAAAUCAGUGGUACUAUUACAGGCAAAAAGGAAGUCACCUUGUUCUGGAAUCAAAGAUGGCUCCUGGUAAAGUCUGAGGACCCUUGUGCAUUUCCUGUGGUGGAAAACAAGCAUAAACUCUUUGAGAGGCUGCAACGCUUAUAUUCAUCUUGGUGCUCUGAGUAAAAUAAAAACAACCCAAGAAACAAGUAAUUUAGUGUUUAAACAAGUGAAUAUUUGUAAUGUUUCUAAAAUUGACAAACACUGAAAGCAAAAAAAUAUAGUUAUUGGUAACAUCAUUAGGGAUUAAGUGCUAUAGCUGUAAUUACUGUAUUUUCUUUACCUGUUUUGUAAUGUGAACUCUUCCUCUCUCUCUCUGUGGGAAAUUGGAAACAGUUUAGCCUGCGCUUGUAAAAAAAAAACCCACAAUUGACUCUAAUGUUCAUGAAAGGAGUUAUUGCAAAGAAAAUAUAAUAGUCUCUUGUAGCAAUUAUGUUUCUCAGAAAUGAAAAUUAUUGUAUGUUGUGCUAAAAGACUGAAUGUUUUUAUGACAGGGUUAUAGGCUUGUCUUUGCAGCUCCUGUGUAAAAAAAAAACUUUGGAAUAUUUCUUCAUGUCUAAUAACUGAGCAGAUAAUUUGCAGUCAUCUGUUUGAGUAAAGUUAAGAUGCACUUUAGAAACACACAUUAGCUUUUGCUUCUAUGUCACUUUAUAUUUCUCUAAAAUGUAUCUUGUGUGCUAUGUACUAAUUUUUCAGUUACUUCUGUAAGUUUUUUCCUGUUUCCUGUUUGGACCUCAUUGUCACUGCUAUUGCUUUGAGCCAUAAAACGUGAAACAAGCAGAGAGA
Molecule: messenger RNA, 3249 nt
Organism: Cynoglossus semilaevis (tongue sole)
Lineage: Eukaryota; Metazoa; Chordata; Actinopteri; Pleuronectiformes; Cynoglossidae
Product: cerebellar degeneration-related protein 2-like
Exons: 6
Coding region: 485-1837 (450 amino acids)
Source: RefSeq, a predicted model, not a curated record